UUUGAUCAGUUCCAAGGUCCACUGUUGAAAUUCCUUGCGGUCUCUCCGGGUUUUCGCCGAUUUGUUCUCAAGAAUGAUGUUUGAUCAACAGGAUAUGCUUGUCGAAGCGACGAAAACGAGCGCAGGGAGCGAAACACAAAUAGAGAUAAUACCUUGUAAGGUAUGCAGUGAUAAGUCCUCUGGAGUCCAUUAUGGUGUGAUCACUUGUGAAGGAUGCAAGGGAUUCUUCCGACGGAGCCAGGCAGGUCCCGUCAACUACCAAUGUCCCCGCAGCAAACAGUGUGUGAUAGACCGUGUGAACCGAAACCGAUGCCAGUAUUGCCGAUUACAGAAAUGUUUACAGCUUGGGAUGUCUAGAGAUGCCGUAAAAUUUGGAAGAAUGUCCAAAAAGCAACGCGAACGAGUAGAGGAUGAAGCGAAUUACCACAAGCGAUCGCGAAUGAACGGCUUCGAUGGAUCACCACCGGCUUACGAGGUUCCCCCACAGUUACAGCCCCCACCUGCUGAAUACAUCAGAUACGAAGGUAUGCCAAACAUGGAUAUGCUGCAAAAGCGCUUCCCUCCGGUAGAGUUACAACAGGACGGAGGAUAUGGAGAUUACGCACCCCCUCAGUACGGUUACACACCCAAUGGGUAUGUUUACAGCGCCACACCUGAUAUGUCAGCGUACGCCCCGGCGCCACAGACGCCAAUGGAGGCCAUGAAUCCUUAUGCGAACGUUUCACCGGCGCCACCACCGAUGAUGAAAUCGACAGAGGAAUUAGAUUUAGGAAUUCUAUCCAAAGCCAUAUUCGAUGCCCAUUUGCGGACUUGUCUCGUGAGCAACGACCAGAUUGAGAGGUUGAGAUGUCAGCCACCACCGCCUGAACUUAUCGAACAAUUACGAAAUUUGAGUCAUGAAGACCUUUGGAAAGAGGUCGCUGAAAAGAUCACACUGACCGUGCAACAGAUCAUCGAAUUUGCCAAAAUGAUUCCCGGGUUUAUGACAUUCCUUCAAGAUGAUCAGAUCAUGCUGCUGAAAGCUGGGAGUUUUGAAAUUGCCUUGCUCCGUUUGAGUCGAGCGUACGACGUCGUGAAUGAGAGUGUAUUGUUCGGCCAUACUUUCCUUCCAUUGGAUACCUUCAAUAACCUCACUGACGACGAGAUGAACUUACGUCACAGUAUCUUCCAGUUCGCGCGUGACAUUAUGACCUACAAACUUACAGAACAAGAAAUCGCUCUUCUUAGUGCCAUCGUGCUGCUCAGCCCAGAGCGUCCGGGCGUUAAAGAUAUUACUCAGGUUCAGAAAAUUCAAGAGCGGGUGAUGUCUGCGUUCAAGAUCGAAAUCGGCAAGAACCACCCAGAAAACGAAUCGAUUUCAACCGAACUUGUAUCGAAAAUUCCUCAGCUUCAUAUGUUAAGCGCACAACACAUUAACGUCUUGUCAAAGUUUAAGAAAACAGCGCCAUCUAUUGAAUUCCCAGCUUUACACAAAGAAUUGUUUUCGGCAGAGGAAGGAUCGCAGUGACUAUUGUAAAGAUUUCGUCUCCGUGGAAAAUGACGCUCAGACUUUUAUAUUCAGUGUGCGUUGUAAUUCGACUUGGAGCAUGGCCAGUACUCAGUUCUGUUGUGAGAGGGCGCCCUACUCUGAGUCACAUGACCAUCCGUUAAAUCGUUAAGUGUGCUAUUGAAUUAUGGGAUCUCGGCCGUAGGAAAAUGUGAAAUUUAUGCUGAGAGAGCAUCUCGCUUAAGAUUGUUAACAAUUAUCUUCAAUCCGUUGAAGUGAGACGGCGUUUCUGGAUUACAUAAGUUCUGUUCUUGGAUUACUUAUGCGCUUUUUCUGGUUUAUGUAGGAUAUUUUUGCAUGUGAACCCUGGGGGGGGGGUCACAUUAUACGAUUUAGCUGUCUUUCUUGUAAAUAUUGAAUACUUCAUCAGAAAGCUAUAUUUCAGGGCAUUCGUUUCCCAUCUAUCUACUUAACUCUUCUACUUCAAAGUAUAUUCUUUGACGCUUAAAGCCCCAUCGUAUUUUGUAACAGGAGGGGGGGGGCUUUAAGGGUGUUUGUUGAUGGAUGUAAAGCAUCAUGUGUGUAGGAAUUGAUGGUACGCAUAACCGUUUCAGGAACUUUUUUAUACUGGGGUUGUAAUUAGGUCAAAGUGGAUUGUAUAUCUAAGCAUGUACAUUGUAUGCAUUUCAAAUGCUUUUAGUCUGCACUGUAUAGGUGACGCUUUUAGUUUUAAUUUUCGAAUAUAGAGGGUGCUGGCUUUGACUGCCGAAAUGGGCUUGAAAAGUCCAAAUAACCGUUGCCAUAACAACCGUUUGGAGAUCAGAUUUUUAUAAACUUUGAUAAUGUGUCUGUAAUAUUUGUGCCCAGGUAAACUGAUUUUAUUUGGAUUUUAAUGAUUAGGUUUUACUAAGAAUCAAUGAAGAAUGAUCUUUACUUGGUUUUAGGAAUCUCUAAAGCUAGAUAAAGACUUUAAAUCGUAAUCUUGGUGAGGUCUUGUCAUGGGUUCCUCAUCUCUAAUACUGUUGAUUAGUUCUGAAAAAUAUAUAUAUUUUACUACAAAAAACAUUCAUUUUAACCGCACAUUGUAUAGACACUUUAUAUAGGUAUGUACUGUACAUAGACGCAUGUAACCUUCAGAAUGUUUUAUGUAUACAUUACAUGAACUGUAUAUGUAUAUCAUACCUUGUACAUGUAUAUAAAUUGUAUAUUACCUGUAUCCAAAAUACAUUUUAUCGAAGGAAUACAGGGCUACAGACCACAUAUACUCUACACCUAUGUAAGAUCCUCUUUCAACGCAAGCAACAUGUCUUGGUGAGUUUUGGGUAAGGCCCAGAUCGAAACGAAUUUAAUAUUUUUUUCAAAAUAUUCCUUUUAGAUGUAGUGUUUACAGUAGAACGUCUCUAAGGACACCCUCAAGGCUGACAAGGGCUGCCCUUAAUAGAGAAGUGUCCUGAUUAGAGAGGUAAAACUGAAUGGAAACAACUAAUUUGGGACUAAGACUAGUGUCCUUAAUAGAGAGGGUGUCCAUAACAGAGAGAUGUCCGCAAAGUGAGGUUCCACUGUAUAUUUUUUUGUCUGUAGUCCUGUGAAUUUCUUUGCCUCGCACUUUGCAAACAAGCAAUUUAAAACACUGCUAUCUGUGAUUUAAAUUGCAUGUGAGAAUAAUCGAUCAUCUGCGAUGGGUCAUUGCAGGUACCUUUAAUAAAGCGAGACUUUUUUAUACCUUGGUUAGCAUGCUUUUUCAUCCAAGGACAAGCUGAGGAGGGUGGAAUAAAAAAUUUUUUUUUUUUUUUCUCGGUUUUCUGCAAUUUUGAGUGGCGCGGGCUUGCUGAAUGACAAAUUUUUUUUUUCUCCACAUUUUCAUGCUAACCAAGAUACAAAAAACAAAACUCGCCUGAGAAUCAGGGAUCACAGCAGCCUGCGAUCUUUAUCGAACCCAGCGAUAGCUGACGUUACCCUUGACGUUGUCACAGAUAGCUGUGAGGUAAAUAUCUUUUUGCCAGGCGCUUUGAUGAAUGAAGCAUGUAUUCAACAGGUAGUUAUAGUUAUUCCUAGACAAAUUUAUUGGAUGACUUUGAAAAUAUAUUUUUGAUCCAAAACAGGUGUUUAAUAAGCUAACUGCUACAGUGCAUGCCCUCUGUCAUUAGAAGACAUUUUCAUUUGAUGGGUUACGAUAUGGUAUUAUUGAAUAAUUAUUAUAAUAAUUAUUAUUAUUGAAUAAUGUUGAAAAAAUCUGAAAAAUUUUGCCUUCGAAAUUUCUGUGUUGUCCGAUAUUCGUCUUAGGAAAGCCACACAGAGCAGAAAUGUGAGUCUAAGCAGAGAUGUGAUGUGAGUUGCAUUUUGUGAUAAAACUUGUAACGACUUCCAUACGAACUACCUUAAGAUUUAUUGGUCAAAGGGGUGGUGUCUGAAAUGCUAUACACCGAGUUUCAGCAGAUUCGUACUCAUGAUAACCACAUUACAGCAUUGUGUAAAACUGCAUUUCUAUUUUCCUGGCCCACUAGUAAAGGCGUACCCCUUUAACCUCUAAAAUAGCAAGUUGAACUUGUAAUCAUGGUUGUACAUUUCUUUCAUCGUCCCAUUUUUAUAUCGCUUUGUUUUUAACGCACUUCCAUAGCAUCAAGAUCGUUGACAUAUAAGAGAUUUUAUCGUGAAUAAGUAAUGUAAUCAUUGGCAUUAAUAACUGUGCCAUUGGCGACGUGAUAAUAUUGAACUAUGCAGUUAAGGCCUGUUCCAAAAUAAAGGACUUCGAGCACACAGGACAGAUGUUAUAUUUUCAAAAGAGCUCAAUCUAUCCACCGUAUUGUAGAGUUAGAUCAACUUGGGCAUUUUAGCAGCAGAUUUAAGUUUUGAUUCUGGGCUUUUGAACAUUCUUUCCUAAACACAUCGACUAUCAACAGAAAUACCAUUUUUUCUGACUUCGUAAUAAGCAGACUUUCACAGUGUCGUUUGAGGCACAGACUAUCAUAGUCUGUAAAAUAAUUCCUAUAUGACUUGGUGAAUGAAUAAAUAAAACUUAGUGUCACAAUAAAAAAGCUUUAAAUUGUGUGAAGUAAACCAAUGAACAUAAUUGUGCCAUAUGUAACCAAGAGUCUGUGGACCUUAAAGGCCAACACCAUUUGUCGGAAAUUGAAAAUUUGUAAUUGAAUUUGAAAAUUCCAAUUGCGUCCAUACGUAAUGAAAAUAAGUGUCAACAUUGCCAUUUUGUUUCUAGAUAUACAAAUACUAUAUAUAAUUCAUGCAUGAUUUCUCUACGACAUUCAGGCGCGUUUCUGUUUUCAUGAUCCAUGAUCACACUACUUUUGACAUUUUCUCGGGUGGUGGAAAUGAACUGUCUCAUUUCCUAUUCAUGAGUCUGGUGCAGAUCAGAUAGCUAGAUAAGGCCGGCUGAACAUGUGGACAAUAUGGCCCGCAAUAGGGUUCCAUUCAGUUUAAUACUUGUGUAUAACUCAAUGAUGCUUUGAUACAGACUGAGGGGAGGGAAGGGCAUUGUGUUAGUCAUA
This is a messenger RNA of Lineus longissimus, 4989 nucleotides long. Its product is annotated as probable nuclear hormone receptor HR3. NCBI's taxonomy places the organism in Eukaryota, Metazoa, Nemertea, Pilidiophora, Heteronemertea, Lineidae. Gene Ontology annotation, molecular function: nuclear receptor activity; RNA polymerase II cis-regulatory region sequence-specific DNA binding; zinc ion binding. Gene Ontology annotation, biological process: regulation of transcription by RNA polymerase II. The transcript is spliced from 11 exons. The coding region runs from base 74 to 1507 and encodes 477 amino acids. The record is from RefSeq and is a predicted model, not a curated record. Gene Ontology annotation, cellular component: nucleus.